Messenger RNA from Tetrahymena thermophila SB210, 504 nucleotides. RefSeq lists its product as hypothetical. NCBI's taxonomy places the organism in Eukaryota, Ciliophora, Oligohymenophorea, Hymenostomatida, Tetrahymenidae. The transcript has 2 exons. The record is from RefSeq and is a predicted model, not a curated record.
AUGCGCUCAAAAAUACUCUUAGCUGACUAAAUGGAAACAAUAUUUUAGAAUUCUUCUAAAUCUUCAUCUGAGUUAGAAGAGCAGUCAGUGGAUCAAUAAUUAAAUCACUAUUCUAAGCGAUUUCAGGGGCAGAGUAAAUAUCUCCCAAUUCAUAUUCAAACACAUUCACUCCAGAGAAGUAACUGUUGUUACAGCUGGCGUUGCUGCUGUUGUUGUUGUUGGCAUAGCUCAUUGUCAUCAUUUCAGUUUGCGAAAAUAUUCGAUUAUAAAUAUAUAUAUAAAGUAGAGAUGAGCAAAUGCUAAUCAACAAAUUGUUGUGUUAUGUUUUUUUUUUCUUUUUCUUUUAUAUAAACGAAUCAAGGUGGCUGGACCUUUUUUAUAUAAAAUUUGUAUGUAUUUGAUGAUUUAUUAUUUAUAAAUUUUCACAGAUGUCUUUUCUUUUAUUUCAAAUAAAGCAAAUUAAUUUUUUUACUUUAGUUAGAAGAGACUAAGUAAGAUCAAUGA